AUGCCAAAUUUCACAGAUGUGACAGGAUUUAUUCUUCUGGGGCUGACCAAUCAUCAGGAGCUUCAAGUUCUCUUUUUUGUGGUGUUUCUAGUAGUUUACAUGAUCACUCUGAUAGGGAACAUUGGUACGAUUAUUUUGAUCAGCAUCAGCCCCCAGCUUCAGAGCCCCAUGUACUUUUUCUUGAGUCAUUUGUCUUUUGUGGAUGUGUGGUUCUCUUGCAAUGUCACUCCGAAGAUGCUGAAAAACUUACUAUCAGAGACAAAACUGAUUUCCUAUGUGGCAUGUUUGGUGCAGUGUUACUUCUUCAGAGCUCUUGUCCUCAUGGAAGUAUAUAUCUUGGCUGUGAUGGCCUUUGAUCCCUACAUGGCCACCUGCAACCCUCUGCUUUAUGGCCGUAAAAUCUCCAGGACUGUGUGUGCUCCUCUCAUCUCUGUGCCAUACAUCCAUGGAUUCUCUGUUAGCCUAAUCUGCACACUGUGGACAUAUGGCCUGUGCUUCUGUGGAAACUGUGAAGUCAACCACAUCUAUUGUGCUGACCCUCCUCUUCUCAAGAUUGCCUGUGGAGGGGUCCACAUUAGAGAAUACACCAUGAUUGUUAUUGCUGGCAUUAAUUUCACAUAUUCCCACUCUGUGGUUCUCAUUUGCUACACCCUCAUCAUGGCCGUGCUGCACAUGCUCUCUGCCGAUGGCAGGAGGAAGGCAUUCUCCACGGUUAACGUGAGUUGGACACGACUGAGCGAUUUCACCUCACCUCAGGUCAUCUUCAUGUAUCUCAGGAGGUCCACUGAAGAGUCUGUGGAGCAGGGGAAGAUGGCGGCUGUGUUUUACACCACAGUGAUUCCCAUGCUGAAUCCCAUGAUCUACAGUUUGAGGGACAAAGACGCGAAAAAGGCGGUCAACAAAGCAAUCGUCAAGGCAAACUUGCGGCCGUGA
This is a messenger RNA of Capra hircus (goat), 933 nucleotides long. RefSeq names its product olfactory receptor 5M9-like. Lineage: Eukaryota; Metazoa; Chordata; Mammalia; Artiodactyla; Bovidae. Gene Ontology annotation, cellular component: membrane. Gene Ontology annotation, biological process: G protein-coupled receptor signaling pathway; sensory perception of smell. Gene Ontology annotation, molecular function: odorant binding; olfactory receptor activity; G protein-coupled receptor activity. The record is from RefSeq and is a predicted model, not a curated record.